Messenger RNA from Impatiens glandulifera, 2814 nucleotides. Its product is annotated as DEAD-box ATP-dependent RNA helicase 32. The transcript has 9 exons. Gene Ontology annotation, molecular function: nucleic acid binding; ATP binding; RNA helicase activity. Gene Ontology annotation, biological process: rRNA processing. NCBI's taxonomy places the organism in Eukaryota, Viridiplantae, Streptophyta, Magnoliopsida, Ericales, Balsaminaceae. Bases 430 to 2670 code for a protein of 746 amino acids. Gene Ontology annotation, cellular component: nucleus. The record is from RefSeq and is a predicted model, not a curated record.
UAAUUUGUUUUUCUUUCUCUUGCGGUCGCCGUCGCCGAACUCAUGUGUGGCAUUCAUUCCCUUGUGCGAGAGAAUGAGAAUCUAUUAAACAAACAAACAAACCUACAGUGUUCGUUCUUCUUAGAGAGGAAGAUUGCGAUUGUGUCGAACUCAUGUGUGGCUUUUAGUCCAAUUUCUUGAUAGCUAUCUCAUUCUUUCUUUCUUUCUUUCUUUCUUUCAACAACGUCUCAGAUUUUGCUUCGGUGGUUCCAAGAUCGUCCCAGAUCUGCCGCUAACCAUCAUCAUUACCGCCGAUUCCGAUAUUCAUCAGGAGUUUACACGCAGCCGGUCAGGCGCUGAAAAUAUAAGCAAAUACAAGAAGCUGCGCACUGCUGCAGAGCCUCUUCCAAAAAAAAAAUACCCAGUGAUUCCGAGGCACCCUACUGAAAGAUGAGACGCCCCAAAUCCAGGAACUUCAACAAACAAAAGAAAUUAUCGGAGACCCAAGAGAUCGAACUGCUCGACUCAUGGAUCGAAUCCGGCAAGCCCGACUCUGGCUCUAACCCAUUGUCUCUCCCGCCAUUUCCAAAAGAUGCUCCCAUUGGCCGGAAUGAUGAAGGUGUCUUCUCUCCUUACACCGGCUGCCAUAAGUUCUCUCAACUGCCUAUCUCUCAGAAAACGAAAGAUGGUCUGAAAAACGCCAAGUAUUCUAAGAUGACCGACAUUCAGAGGGCUUCAUUACCUCAUUCCAUCUGCGGCCGUGAUAUUCUUGGCGCCGCCAAAACAGGGUCAGGGAAGACUCUGGCUUUUAUCAUUCCGGUUUUGGAAAAAUUAUAUAGGGCGAAAUGGGGUCCAGAGGAUGGGGUUGGUAGCAUCAUAAUAUCUCCAACAAGAGAGUUAGCUGCUCAACUAUUUGAAGUAUUAACAUCUGUUGGGAAGUACCACGGUCUUAGUGCUGGUCUCCUUAUUGGUGGUCGCAAAGGUGUUGACACUGAGAGGGAGCAUGUGAAUGAUCUAAACAUCUUGGUCUGCACUCCGGGAAGACUUCUUCAACACAUGGAUGAGACCCCGAAUUUUGAUUGCUCGAAUCUUCAGGUUUUGGUUCUUGAUGAGGCAGAUCGUAUUCUUGACGUGGGCUUUAAGAAGGCACUUAAUGCCAUAGUCUCGCAGCUACCAAAGCAAAGACAAACUUUCCUUUUCUCAGCAACUCAGACUAAGUCGAUUCAAGAUCUUGCCAGGCUCAGUCUAAAGGAUCCUGAGUAUCUAAGUGUUCAUGAGGAAUCUGUAACUGCCACACCAAAUCGUUUGCAACAGACGGCUGUAGUUGUUCCUCUUGACCAAAAAUUGGACAUGUUGUGGAGUUUUAUAAAGGCACAUCUGAAUUCAAGGAUUCUCGUCUUUCUUUCAACUUCCAAGCAGGUGAAAUUUGCUUUCGAAGCCUUCAAGAGACUACGGCCAGGAAUUCCUCUGAAAUGUCUUUAUGGAAGGAUGAACCAGGAGAAAAGAAUGAAUAUAUACUCCCAUUUCUGUGAAAAGCAAUCAGUUCUUUUCUCCACUGACGUAGCCUCUAGAGGCCUUGAUUUCAACAAAGGCGUUGACUGGGUCGUCCAGGUGGAUUGUCCAGAAGAUGUUGCAGCUUACAUACACAGAGUAGGAAGGACUGCACGUUAUCUCAAUGGUGGAAAAUCAGUUCUCUUCUUGGCACCCUCAGAAAUGAAGAUGCUUGAUCAUUUAAAAGAAAAGAAAAUACCAAUUCAGAUUAUCAAGGCCAAUACGAAAAGGCUGCAACCUAUUUCUGGAUUAUUGGCAUCUUUAUUAGUGAAAGAUGCAAGCUUACCACAACUGGCUCAGAGGGCAUUCAUUACAUAUUUGAAAUCGAUUCACAUACAACGAGUUAAGGAGAUAUUUGAUGUUGAAAAGCUGCCAAUUGAAGAAUUUUCUGCUUCACUGGGACUGCCACUAACCCCAAAGGUCCGUUUUCUUAAACAAAAAAGUAAAGUAAAAGCAGUGUCUGAGGAGUCCUCUCCUCAAGUAGAAGAUAAAUUGUCACAUCUUCCCGGGGAAUUUAUAGCUAAAGAAGAAUUCGGUAUCGAUGAAGAGGAUGGAGAUUUUGUUUUAAAGGAAACUCCAGUUGAAGAAGUUAAAUUGACUGCGAUGGGAGACCACCCCGGGCCAUCAACAAGAGUUUUGAAGAAAAAGAAACUAAAGAUAAAUAUCCACAGACCAGUGGGAUCAAGGGUUGUUUUUGAUGAGGAAGGCACAGCAUUGGCCCCAUUUGCAUCGUUAGCUGAUGUUGAGAGUGGACAAGGGGGCAUGGCUAAUCUUGACAGAGAGACAGUGAAUAAGAGAUAUGCAGAGAUGAAAGCAGAGUUAAGGAAGCGGGAUGUUGAAGAAGACAAGCUUUUGGGGCGUCAAAGACUGAAGGAAAAGCGAAUGAAAAAGAAGAUGAAGCUGAAAAGAGGAAGGGGGGAAGAAGAUGAGGAUCUGUCAGCAUCAGAUAGAGAAGGAUACGAGGAGGCGGAACCAUCUGCGGCUAAAAGGGCCAAGGUUUACUUUCAUAGUGACAGCGAAAGUGAAGAAGGUUCAAAGAGGAUUGACAACAAAAAGAGUGUUGUGGACAGUGACACCAUCUCUUUAGCAGCUCAAGAAGAGCUGGCUCUUAAGUUGCUCAGUUCUAUGCAUUACUCUUAGGUCAUAUCAUAGUGUGUUGUUCCCAUUAUUGUUUAUUUCAAAUUAUACAUUAUAAUUUUAUUUUGAGGUCUAAUAUUUUGAUAUCAAAUCAUAAGAACCCACCAUCAAAUUAAAAUUUUAUUUUUAUUUUACUUUGUUUGACUU